CGCACAAGACAGUCCGUGAUCUGCUUUCAACCGUUUAACACCGCAGAGUCCCAACCGCGACGGCAGACUGGGAGACCGGCUUAAUCUGAGCAAUUUGUCGAGAUAAUUCGUUUAGAACGGUAUUAAUGAUCCAAACGUAGCUUUCUCAGUUACACGGUUUCACCUCAAGAGCCUCACGUCUUGUGAUCGGACACUAAGUCCCGCAAGGAUCGUUACGCACAACUUUUACGCACAGCCGGGACUUGAACAGACCUCGAUGCGCUUUCCAUUUUACCAGCAAUACGGAUUACACUACCACUUAUACUCGCACAGGUGUGAUUAUGGAAAGCGUCCGAACUGCAGGAAUGGAUGAAAGGACCCUCUUCUUAACCCACUGAAGCAAAACCCAACCGCACGGACGCAGGGAACUUGCCUGGAAUAGCGUGCAGAGCCGGGUGCCAAAAUGAGCACGCACUGGCAGAGCUGGAGGAUCUUACAGAUAGUCUUUGCAACAAUUACAGCAGUCAUUACACAAGAUUUGAGCAGUAAAGAACUUACCGACAACAAGAGCCCAGUGCCUUUCCCUGUCUUCUUGCCGGUCAGCUACGAAGUUAAGGAUGCCGACUACCUCUUCCUAAAAGAGGUAGGGCAGGACUUCAUGAGGAACUCCAGCAUGCAGAGCCACAUCCAGCCCUUUGUUAUUUUACGAGCCAGCCGCCAGCCGGUGGUCAACGCCAGCUAUCGCACCAUGUCCGCAGAGAAACCCGUGCCUCUAGAUAUGGUCCAGUCUGUGAAGCUCUUCAAUGCACCAGAGGUCUUUACCUUUAACUGGAAAAUCCAGGCCUUUGUCCUGACGCCUCGGGUUUUCUCCUCCAAGCCCAAAGUCAGGGUGCUCUUCUAUGUUGCAGGCAGGGAUUGGAACAGAGGGGAAGGCGCUCUGGAUGAGCUACCAUGUGUGACGGUGUAUGCGUUCUGGCAAACCCAGGAGGUGAGGGGUUCCUGUGCCAUAGGAGGUGAGAGGGGGACCUGCAUGGCCGAGCUGGUUCCUACACCUGGCUGGUUUGCUCCAGGGUCAGAGGGCACCAGUAGAGAGAGGCAGGAUCCAUCUGCUGGGAACCCUGUGGAGCUGUACUACCAGGCUCAGCCAAAAGUCAGAGGGAAGUGCAAUUCUGUGGAUGGAAGUCGGUGGGGGGGUUCACAGCAGCAGGCAGAGUUUAUUCCUGUCACUCCCAUGCAGAGGAUUGGAAGUGUGCGUCUUCUGCAGGUGCCUAAGGGGAUGGCAACGCUUUCGCGCCUCAAGCUCGGCAAUGCCAUUGUCAUACGGACAUCCUCCAAACCUCUAAAGAAGACUGACAUCGCCACCUUCUACAUACUCAUGGCCAGCUCUGCUCAGCUGACUAACUUCACUCUCAGAGCAACAGUAAGGAAAGGUGUGACCUUUCGAACAGUAACACCCAGUAACUCUUUACUGUGGGACAUCACUCUGGAUUUGAGUGUGGAUGGAGCCAUCGCUGUUAUUUGUCAGAGAAAGGCUCCCAUACCUGGGAAAAGGCUUGAAAGCAGUUUGUUGGAGGUACUUCAAAUUGAUUUUGAAGUUGAAGAAUUGAGCAGCCCUCUCGACAGCCAGGUAAUCAUAUGGAAGCUGGAGCUACCAUCCACAUCCAAAAACGGAGUCAAGACCGAAGGAGCCAUGAGGAUCUAUACCACUCAGAGAGACUUUGUCGGCCUAGCUCCUCUCAUAAUGGACACGGAGAUUCUGAACACCGCUGUGCUGACGGGAAAGAAGGUGGUGAUGCCUGUGAGGACGGUAGCUGUGGAGGAAGAUGGAGUAGUCACGGAUGUGUCUGAUUACACAGACUGUAGCUCCACUGAUGAAGACGUUCUCAAGGUGUCCGACAGGUGUGACUAUGUUUUCGUAAAUGGAAAAGAGGUUAAGGGGAAGAUAAAGAUGACGGUAAACUUCACCUACAGCUACCUGAGUGCUCAGCUCGAACUGAAUGUGUGGAUGCCCCGGCUUCCUCUCCAGAUUGAGGUGUCAGACACAGAGCUGAGCCAGAUCAAAAGCUGGAGGGUACCCAUCCUCACCUCAAAAAGAACUGGCUGGAACAGUGAUGAAGACGAUCGGAAGGGGAAGGGCUGUAUGCUGCAGUUUCAGCAUGCCCUUGUGAGGGUGCUAACCCAUUUCAUGGCAGAGCAAGAAGACCCCCGGGAUCCAAAGGCCUAUUUCCUGGGGUCUGAUUGGCAGGUGGAUGUCACAAGGUUGGUUCGAUACUUCAUGAAGGUGGAGGACACUCGAGUGGCAAGGCUACAGGCAGGAAGAGUGCUGUCGGGGAAAGACUUUGGGACCACUGCCAUCCAGGUGUUUUCUCCACUAUCUGAUGCCAUCUUGGCUAAAACAACUAUCAGAGUUGUGGAUGACAAAGUGACCAUCACAGAGCUGGGGGUUCAGCUGGUUACAGGGCUCUCCAUGACAUUACAGCUCAGUGCAGGAAGCAACAGGGCCAUACUGGCUACCACAACCACACAGGAGGUGCUACAGAGUCCCAAACAGGAAGCUUUGGUCAGUGCCUGGAUACAAUUCAGUGAUGGCAAUCAGACACCUCUUGACAUUUAUGAUCAAUCCUUUUUCCGUGUGACGGUGACCUCUCUAGAUCAGGGAGUGGUGUCGGUGCAGGGCACGCCACCAGCUGUGGCGGCAGAAGGAGAGGGCGAGGGAGUCUUGGUCAGAGUAGAGAUGUCCAUCUGUGAGGCCUGUCAGAAGUCCAAACGCAAAAGUACUUUUGCAGUAGGCAACGGCACCCUCAAGGUCAAAUUUCAAGCGAACACUAAGCGAUCAGAUGGAAUAUUCGACAGCAGUACUGUUAGCAACAAGGAAACUGACUAUGGGAACGAUGGGGAAGAAGUGGAGCGUCAGAGGAAGCAGAGAAAGCCGUCCCAGGAUGCUUCACCACGCAUGCCAAACUUAGACAGAGAAGAAAGCGCCAUACAGAAGAUCACGACCACUAUUAAAUCUACAGAAAGAACCCUGAUAACCAGCGGUAGCCUCGGAGGAGUGGGUAAGACCAGUAAUUCAGGAAACCCUGGUAGUCCUACUACUGUGGCUAAUGUCAGCCUAAUGAGCAGCCCUGGUGAGAACAGCAAAGGAUACGGGUCAGACAACAUGAUAGUGGAGGAUAUGAGCAGCGUUAGCUUCACCAGCACGGUGAAAGUUCCCAGGAAUCUGGUAAACUCCAACAACUUCCCCACCAAGGUGGAGACCCCUGGGCAGGGGACGACAGAAAUAGAAGUUGGUGGUGAAGAAGUUUUGGCAAACAGGCCUCUAACAGACUUAGAGAUUGGCAUGUAUGCUUUGUUGGGUGUCUUUUGCCUGGCCAUCCUGGUUUUUCUGGUAAACUGUGUCUCAUAUGUUGUUAAGUUCAGGCACAAGAAACCGCCCUCUCACGGCCAGGAACCCACAGGCCACAGGCACGACUGGGUAUGGCUGGGCACAGAUGCUGAGCUGGUGAUGAGCGUGCCGGGCAGCCCGGUCCAGCAAGACUCCCAAACUACAACCACUGUGAUAGACAUUGGGCCUGAUAAGACUGGCUCUCUUUCCAGGAGGCCCAGUUGUCUGGCCUCCGUCACAGAUUCUCCCCUCAGUUGCGUAGGCUCCCUCAGAGGCAAACCGAUGCCCACAGAGUCCCUCCACUCGCCCACCAGCAAGAGAAAGAGAGUCCAGUUCACAACCUUCUCCACACUAGAGCGCCAGCAUUCACCACAUCUCCCACCCAGAGAGAACGGCCAUGGCAUCCAUUGGGUUGGAAAGGAGGACAGCUGUGGGGAGGAACCUCAAGUGCCCAUCACAGAGCCUGGGGACCAGUUAUAAUAGAGAACCUGAUCAGACCUCACAUGUACAGCAGAUGUGGCUUUGAUCACCUCAAUGCCUUUGUCAACUCUGAAAACUCUCGAGAAUUUAUGAUUUUGGAAUUGCCCUCCUCUACAUUUCAUUACCUAUCAAGGCCUUUUACAUGUACUGUAUAUUAUUGUUAAUAUUGGAGAGUUAGAUGUGUGUGAUCGUGUUUGAGAUGGCCAAUUCAGACGGACUCCCUUUUCACACAAAGCCACCAAAUAUUAAAGCUGCAUGUGGAUAUCUACUUCUAAAUUGUUGCACUCACACGCUGAUGCAUACAGUACAAAGACACCCAGAGAAAGUGUCUCCAAAUUGAAAAUAUAUCCUAUAUCAGCAUAAUCUGACACUGAUUUCAGUAGACAUAUGGCUUUGAUUAAAAUAAUAAGAACCAAAAGGAGUGUUUUCUAUUAUGCAACAUAAAAUAUGUAUUUGUAAUUUUAAGUUGGGUUAAUUUUCAGUUGCUUUUUUAACAUUAAAACAGACUGAUCUUCAAU
Messenger RNA from Pundamilia nyererei, 4362 nucleotides. Its product is annotated as transmembrane protein 132D. Lineage: Eukaryota; Metazoa; Chordata; Actinopteri; Cichliformes; Cichlidae. The transcript has 9 exons. The record is from RefSeq and is a predicted model, not a curated record. The coding region runs from base 443 to 3844 and encodes 1133 amino acids.